AUGGUUCGGGACGGUAUCGUGAAGGAAAAUCAAUUCUUAAUUUUUGUCACCGAGAAGACGAGUGAUGGAGCGUCAAAGACCUCUGAAGCUGAGGCGGUUCUCGACUACAUGCGUUCUGCGGAGUUCACGCAUACAGGGGCUCCAGACUUGUCCCGUGCCAUGACUGAAUCAGAGUAUCUCACUCGUAAGAUAAUCAUGAAUAUGAGAAGUGCUGCGAAAGAGGAAGCCGGCAGCAGCAGCAGCAGCCCCAAGGCUCUCGAGUUUGCAUUUAGAGACGUCCUCACGGUUGUGUCCGCCUUGCGGCAAGUUGACCAUGGACAGCUGGCGACGUGGAUCGUAAAAGGUUUGGACGAGAAGAAGGAGCAGCAGCUCGGUGAUGGCGUUCCCGAGGACCUGGCCUGUACACUUCGAGAUUGGGCUCAAUUUGCGAAGGAUGACAAGAAGGGAAAAGGUCGACCCCGCGGGUACGGUGGAUUCAUCCAUGAUGGCCGUCAAAUCGGUUGGGGCGUUAUGAUGUCAGAGGUGGUGAACAUGGUGAAAACCCACCAGUCUCGACUCGAGGUCAUCUGCGGCGCUCGAGUAAGGAAGAUCGAUGGCCCUCACGGUGUCAAUGAUUGGACCUCUGUUGUGUGGUUUACCCUACCCGGUCUUGGUUCCAACGUGAGGUUUGUUCUGUGUAAGAAUGUCAUCAUUUGUUUACCUCUACCGAUCGUUCAAAGGGCUGAUCCAGUGUCUGUCCUUCCCUCACCAAUGGGUGCUACUGCCCUUCAAAUAUCGGGAAUUCCCGAGGAGGAGCUCACUCGUCUGAGGGCAUCGUUGUCGAAACUCUGGGCCGGCUUCGACGAACGUCUUAUCUACACCUUCAAGAUCGCACCAUGGGACCAAGGAGAGCCGACUCCGUUUCCUGAGGAGUGGAAGUCACCAGAGUGUCAAGGCUGGGACGACCUUGAAGUCCUCAAGAUUGCGAGUAUGAGUUGCUUACGGUUCGUCAAUAUUACGAAGUAUUAUCCGCGAGCAUAUCAGUUCAAGGCAGUAUUGGUCGCAUGUAUCUCCUCGGCAACGUCUCGAAGUCCCCAAGGCUGGCAUGCAUUCGUUAAAGUGGCACUGACAAGUCUAUUCAAAGGCUGCACUACUGUCCCGGAGCCUCUGGCCAAGCAUUUGAUCACCGACAAUCUCAUUCAAACUGCCUUCUGCAAGAUACUACCCGGUUUUUCAGAAGAUCAGCAUAGUCUGGAUAGGCCUUUGGGAACAUUCAAGGGAGCUCUCAGACUUGCUGGUCAUUGCAGUCACGGCCACAUCAAGAGAGCUCUGGCUACGUGGCGAUGA
Perkinsus marinus ATCC 50983 is the source of this 1326-nucleotide messenger RNA. RefSeq lists its product as hypothetical. NCBI's taxonomy places the organism in Eukaryota, Perkinsozoa, Perkinsida, Perkinsidae. The record is from RefSeq and is a predicted model, not a curated record. The coding region runs from base 1 to 1326 and encodes 441 amino acids. The transcript has 2 exons.